GUCAGCACCAAUAGGCUGCUUGCGCGGCGGCACGUGGAAAUUAGUGACAUUCUCCCCUUAACCCUGACCUUGACAGAGACAAUAAAAAGUGGGGUUCUCCGUUCCGACAGUUAAAAUCUGUUGCUUGAACUGUAAGGUAGCUUGAGAAGUCUCGUGUCGGUGGACAAGUGCUUGUGCCACGCGAUACCACUAUGUCAGGCUUACUGGAUAUGAUGGAGUUCGGAGAGGCCACAAGUUUCCUCCGCAAGACGGACAUGGAGCUACUGGCUGUGCAGACUGUUGCAUUCGACGGUAAGAAGAGAGCCUGGAUCCCGGAUGAGAAGCAGGCUUACGUCGAGGCUGAGAUAAAGGAACUGUGCGGUGACAAAGUUAUCGUAGAAACCAAGGAUGGAAAGACUCUGACUGUAAAGGAGGAUGACAUCCAGCAGAUGAAUCCACCAAAGUUCGACAUGAACGAGGAUAUGGCGAUGCUCACACAUCUCAAUGAGGCGUCUGUGCUUUUCAACCUGCGUCGUCGCUAUAGCAACUGGAUGAUCUAUACGUACUCCGGGCUGUUCUGUGUGACGGUGAACCCCUAUAAGUGGUUGCCAGUCUACACUGCUGCUGUGGUUGCCGCCUACAAGGGCAAACGCCGUUCUGAGGCCCCACCCCACAUCUACUCUAUCGCUGACAAUGCCUACAAUGACAUGCUGCGGAAUCGUGAGAACCAGUCAAUGCUGAUCACCGGAGAAUCCGGUGCUGGCAAAACUGUCAACACCAAACGUGUGAUUCAGUACUUUGCCAUUGUGGCUGCCCUGGGGGAAGCAGCUGCCAAAAAAGGAGGUCCUGCCACUAAAACAGGGGGCACUCUAGAGGACCAGAUCAUUGAGGCUAACCCAGCCAUGGAGGCUUUCGGCAAUGCCAAAACGCUGAGGAACGACAACUCGUCCCGCUUUGGCAAGUUCAUCCGAAUCCACUUUGGUCCCACAGGGAAACUGGCCUCUUCUGAUAUUGACAUCUAUCUUCUGGAAAAAUCCAGAGUGAUUUUUCAGCAGCCCGGAGAGAGGAGCUACCAUAUUUACUACCAGAUCUUGUCCCAGAAGAAACCAGAGCUUCAGGACAUGCUGUUGGUCUCAACGAACCCCUACGACUACCACUUCUGUUCCCAGGGAGUCACCACUGUGGAGAACUUGGACGAUGGCGAGGAGCUCCUAGCCACAGAUCAUGCCAUGGACAUCCUGGGUUUCAGUGCAGAUGAGAAGUACGGCUGCUAUAAAAUGGUGGGCGCCAUCAUGCACUUUGGGAACAUGAAGUUCAAACAGAAGCAGCGCGAGGAGCAGGCUGAGGCUGAUGGCACUGAAAGUGCGGACAAGGCCUCGUACCUGAUGGGUCUGAGCUCAGCUGACCUCAUUAAGGGGCUUCUGCACCCUCGUGUCAAAGUGGGCAACGAGUAUGUCGUCAAGGGACAGAACGUGGAACAGGUUUACUAUGCGGUCGGAGCUCUGGCCAAAGCCACCUACGACCGCAUGUUCAAGUGGAUGGUGGGCCGGAUCAACAAGACCCUGUACACCUCCCUUCCGCGCCAGUACUUCAUCGGGGUGUUGGACAUCGCUGGCUUCGAGAUCUUUGAUCUGAACAGCUUUGAGCAGCUGUGCAUUAACUUCACAAAUGAGAAACUGCAGCAGUUCUUCAACCAUCACAUGUUCAUCCUGGAGCAGGAGGAGUACAAGAGGGAGGGCAUCGAGUGGACCUUCAUUGACUUUGGCCUGGACCUGCAGGCCUGCAUCGAUCUCAUCGAGAAGCCCAUGGGGAUCUUGUCCAUCCUUGAAGAGGAGUGCAUGUUCCCCAAAGCCUCAGACAUGAGCUUUAAGGCCAAGAUGUACGACAACCACAUCGGGAAGUCUGCCAACUUUCAGAAACCCAGACCAGACAAGAAGCGCAAGUACGAGGCGCACUUUGAGCUGGUGCACUAUGCCGGAGUGGUACCAUAUAAUAUCUGCGGCUGGCUGGACAAAAACAAAGACCCCCUGAAUGAGACAGUGGUGACCUGUUUCCAGAAAUCUUCAAGCAAACUCCUGGCCAGCCUGUAUGAGAAUUACGUGGGCGCGGAAUCAGUAGCGGAUCCUAAACCAGGAGCCAAAGAGAAGAGGAAGAAAGCAGCAUCCUUCCAGACAGUGUCACAGCUGCACAAGGAAAACCUGAACAAGCUGAUGACCAACCUGCGCUGCACCCAGCCUCAUUUUGUCCGCUGUAUCAUCCCCAAUGAGACCAAGACUCCAGGGAUUAUGGACCCGUUCCUUGUGCUGCACCAGCUGCGCUGUAAUGGCGUGCUGGAGGGGAUCCGCAUCUGCAGGAAGGGCUUCCCCAACCGCAUCCUGUACGCUGACUUCAAACAGCGGUACCGCAUCCUGAACCCCCAGGCUAUUCCAGAUGAUAAGUUUGUAGACAGCAGGAAGGCAGCCGAGAAGCUGCUGGGCUCUCUAGACAUCGACCACAACCAGUACAAAUUCGGCCACACCAAGGUGUUCUUUAAGGCCGGUCUGUUGGGGCACCUGGAGGAGAUGAGAGACGAGCGGCUGGCCAAGGUGCUCACCAUGCUGCAGGCUGUGAGCCGGGGGAAGAUCAUGAGGAUUGAGCUGCAGAAGAUGAUGGAGAGGAAGGAGGCCCUGAUGGUCAUCCAGUGGAACAUCCGAGCCUUCAACGCAGUGAAGAACUGGCCCUGGAUGAAGCUGUUCUUCAAGAUCAAACCCCUCCUGAAGAGUGCAGCCACAGAGAAGGAGUUGGCUAGCCUGAAGGAGGAGAUGCUGAAGCUGAAGGAAACGCUGGAGAAGACAGAGAUAAAGCGCAAGGAGAUGGAGGAGAGGCAGGUCAGCCUGACCCAAGAGAAGAACGACCUCUCCCUGCAGCUCCAGGCUGAACAGGAUAACCUAGCAGACGCGGAGGACCGUUGCGACCAGCUGAUCAAGGCCAAGAUCCAGCUGGAGGCCAAGGUGAAGGAGAUGACGGAGCGCCUGGAGGACGAGGAGGAAAUGAACACCAGCCUCCAGGGCAAGAAGCGCAAGCUGGAGGACGAGUGCUCCGAGCUGAAGAAGGACAUCGACGACCUGGAGAUCACUCUGGCCAAGGUGGAGAAGGAGAAGCAUGCCACCGAGAACAAGGUGAAAAACCUGGUAGAGGAGAUGGCAGCUCUGGAUGAUACCAUCCUGAAGCUGACGAAGGAGAAGAAGGCCCUACAGGAGGCACACCAGCAGACCCUGGAAGACCUUCAGGCCGAGGAGGACAAGGUCAACGUCCUGACCAAAGCCAAGGCCAAGCUGGAGCAGCAAGUGGAUGAUUUGGAAAGUUCCCUGGAGCAGGAGAAGAAGGUGCGUAUGGACCUGGAACGGGCCAAGCGCAAACUAGAAGGGGAUCUGAAGCUGUCCAUGGAGUCUGUCAUGGACCUGGAGAACGACAAGCAGCAGCUGGAAGAGAAGCUCAAGAAGAAAGACUUUGAAAUGAAUCAGAUCAGUUCAAAGAUUGAGGAUGAGCAAGCCCUGGUGAAUCAGCUACAGAAGAAGAUCAAAGAGUUACAGGCUCGCAUUGAGGAGCUGGAGGAAGAGCUGGAGGCUGAGCGGGCGUGGCGGGCGAAGGUGGAGAAGCAGCGGGGUGAUGUGGCGCGGGAGCUGGAGGAGCUGAGUGAGCGGCUGGAGGAGGCGGGCGGGGCCACCUCUGCCCAGAUCGAGAUGAAUAAGAAGCGGGAGGCGGAGUUUCUGAAGCUGCGGCGGGACCUGGAGGAGGCCAUGCUGCACCACGAGGCCACGGCCGCCGCCUUGCGGAAGAAGCACGCCGACAGCAUGGCCGAGCUGGGCGAGCAGAUCGACAGCCUGCAGCGCGUCAAGCAGAAGCUGGAGAAGGAGCGGAGCGAGGCCAGGAUGGAGGCCGACGACCUGGCCUCCAGCCUGGAGCAGCUCGCCAAGAACAAGGCCAGCUCAGAGAAGAUGUGCAGGAUGUACGAGGACCAGCUGAGCGAGUCCAAGGCCAAAGUGGAGGAGCUGCAGAGACAGCUGAACGAUUCCACCUCCCAGAGAGCUAAAGCUCAGGCAGAGAGCGCUGAGCUGGGCAGGAAGCUGGAGGAGAGGGAGGCUCUGGUCACCCAGCUGCAGCGCAGCAAGAGCUCCUUCUCCCAGAGCGCUGAAGAGCUAAAGAAACAGCUGGAGGAGGAGGGCAAGGCGAAGAAUGCCCUGGCCCACGCCCUGCAGUCCUCCAGGCAUGACUGUGACCUGCUGAGGGAGCAGUAUGAGGAGGAGCAGGAGGCCAAAUCGGAGCUUCAGCGUGCCCUGUCCAAGGCCAACACUGAGGUGGCUCAGUGGAGAACCAAGUAUGAGACUGAUGCCAUCCAGCGCACCGAGGAGCUGGAGGAGGCCAAGAAGAAGCUGGUGGUGCGCCUGCAGGAGGCGGAGGAGAUUGUGGAGGCGUCCAACGCCAAGUGCUCUUCUCUGGAGAAGACCAAGCACCGGCUGCAGACGGAGAUCGAGGACCUGGUGGUGGACCUGGAGCGGUCCAACGCUGCAGCCGCCGCGCUUGACAAGAAGCAGCGCAACUUCGACAAGCUGCUGGCCGACUGGAAGCAGAAGUACGAGGAGACCCAGUCCGAGCUGGAGUCCUCCCAGAAGGAGUCCCGAGGCCUGAGCACUGAGCUCUUCAAGCUGAAGAACGCCUAUGAGGAGACCAUCGAUCACCUGGAGACCGUCAAGCGCGAGAACAAAAACCUCCAGGAGGAGAUUGCGGACCUGACAGACCAGAUCAGCCAGGGUGGGAAGAUGAUCCAGGAGCUGGAGAAGAUCAAGAAGGGCCUAGACACGGAGAAGAGUGAGAUCCAGGCUGCGCUAGAGGAGGCUGAGGGCACCCUGGAGCACGAAGAGAGCAAGACCAUGCGCAUCCAGCUGGAGCUCAACCAGCUGAAGGGCGAGAUCGACAGGAAGCUGGCCGAGAAGGACGAGGAGAUCGAUAACCUGCGCCGUAACCACCAGAGGGCGCUGGAGAGCAUGCAGGCCAGUUUGGAUGCUGAGGUGAGGGCUCGCAGUGAGGCUGUGCGGCUGAGGAAGAAGAUGGAGGGUGAUCUGAAUGAGAUGGAGGUCCAGCUCAACCAUGCCAACCGCCAAGCUGCUGAGUCCCAGAAGCUUCUGCGCUCCCUCCAGGCCCACAUCAAGGACCUGCAGCUGGAGCUGGACGACACGCUGCACAGAAACGAUGAGCUGAAGGAGCAGGUGGCGGUAAUAGAGCGGCGGAAUGUGCUGCUGGCGGCCGAGGUCGAGGAGCAGCGGGGCCUCCUGGAGCAGAAUGACCGCGCCCGGAAACUGGCCGAGCACGAGCUGCUGGAGGCCACCGAGCGUGUCAACCUGCUGCACUCACAGAAUACAGGUCUCAUAAACCAGAAGAAGAAGCUGGAGGCCGACCUCUCUGCCUUGUCAGGAGAGGUGGAUGAGGCCGUGCAGGAAUGCCGCAACGCCGAGGAGAAGGCCAAGAAGGCCAUCACUGACGCUGCCAUGAUGGCAGAGGAGCUGAAGAAGGAGCAGGACACCAGUGCUCACCUGGAGAGGAUGAAGAAGAAUAUGGAGCAGACUAUCAAAGACCUGCAGAUGCGUCUGGACGAGGCCGAGCAGAUCGCCCUCAAGGGUGGCAAGAAGCAGAUCCAGAAGCUGGAAACCAGGGUGAGAGAGCUGGAGGGCGAACUGGAGUGUGAGCAGAAGAAGAGUAAUGAGUUCCAGAAAGGAGUGCGCAAGUACGAGAGGAGGAUCAAAGAGCUGACCUACCAGACUGAGGAGGACAGGAAGAACCUGGCCCGCCUGCAGGAGCUCAUAGACAAGCUGCAGUCCAAAGUCAAGAGCUACAAGAGGCAGGCCGAGGAAGCAGAGGAGCAGGCCAACUCCAACCUGGGCAAGUACAGGAAGCUGCAGCAUGAGCUGGACGAUGCAGAGGAGCGGGCCGACAUGGCCGAGACGCAGGUCAACAAGCUCCGCAUUCGCACCCGGGACCAAGGGGGAAAGCUGGCAGAAUGACCAGUAAACCCCAUGAGUGCCCCAUACAGUACUGGAGACCACACAGCACCAGGGCUGCAACAGCUCUGAGUGAUCUGUGCUGACCUAAAACCUAAUAAAAAACUCAAAUAUUAUAA
Molecule: messenger RNA, 6133 nt
Organism: Anguilla rostrata (American eel)
Lineage: Eukaryota; Metazoa; Chordata; Actinopteri; Anguilliformes; Anguillidae
Product: myosin-7-like
Exons: 43
Coding region: 192-6017 (1941 amino acids)
Cellular component (GO): myosin filament; cytoplasm; myosin II complex
Molecular function (GO): actin filament binding; microfilament motor activity; ATP binding
Source: RefSeq, a predicted model, not a curated record